Molecule: messenger RNA, 2920 nt
Organism: Brienomyrus brachyistius
Lineage: Eukaryota; Metazoa; Chordata; Actinopteri; Osteoglossiformes; Mormyridae
Gene: svopa
Product: SV2 related protein a
Exons: 16
Coding region: 214-1860 (548 amino acids)
Biological process (GO): transmembrane transport
Cellular component (GO): membrane
Molecular function (GO): transmembrane transporter activity
Source: RefSeq, a predicted model, not a curated record
CGGGAUCGCCGCUGACUGCCGUCGCCAGAGACACGACACGGGAAGCAGAACUGCUAACGCCGCCCCUCUGCCGCCCCGAUCUCCAUUGACAAUCGCAGCCAGUCGCUGUCUGCAAGCCCGUGGUGCUGAAAACGUCGCUCUCUUUGGCAACAAUGUAACGGCAAUGAGACAAAGCCCCGGAAAAAGCCGCACAAACAACCACACAGUGCCACAAUGGACGAUGAUCUGUUCCAGCUGAGACAGCUUCCGGUGGUCAAAUUCCGUCGCACUGGAGAGAGUGCACGUUCAGAAGAUGAGGGGGGCGGCCGGGAGCACGAGGUCCAGUUUGAGGGUGUGCGUACCAACCUGGAGUCCGUAGAGCUGGGAGACACCACUGCCGUACCCCGGGAGUUCGCCAACCCCACUGAUGACACCUUCAUGGUGGAAGAUGCAGUCGAGGCCAUUGGUUUUGGGAAGUUCCAGUGGAAACUCUCUAUUCUCACUGGGCUGUCAUGGAUGGCCGACGCCAUGGAGAUGAUGAUCCUCAGCAUCCUGGCACCACAGCUGCACUGCGAAUGGAGGCUGCCCAGCUGGAAAGUGGCUUUGCUGACUUCGGUUGUGUUCAUCGGGAUGAUGAUCAGCUCCUCGCUCUGGGGGAACUUAUCGGACAAGUAUGGCAGAAAAACAGGCUUGAAGAUGAGCGUGCUGUGGACUAUAUUCUACGGCCUCCUCAGCGCCUUUGCCCCGGUCUACGGCUGGAUCCUCUUCCUCCGGGCCCUUGUGGGUUUCGGCAUUGGUGGCGCCCCACAGUCGGUAACACUGUAUGCGGAGUUCCUCCCCAUGCGAUCCAGAGCAACCUGCAUCCUGCUCAUCGAGAUUUUCUGGGCACUAGGCACGGUGUUUGAAGUCCUGCUGGCUAUCCUGGUGAUGCCCACACUCGGCUGGCGCUGGCUGCUUGCCCUGUCUACGGUGCCCCUCAUCAUCUUCGCCAUCCUAUGCUUUUGGCUACCUGAGAGCGCCCGCUAUGAUGUGCUGACUGGCAGCCAGGAGAAGGCCCUGGCCACGCUCAAGCGCAUCGCUGUGGACAACGGUGCCCCCAUGCCCCUGGGGAAGCUUGUGGUUGCCAGACAGGAGGACCGCGGUAAAAUCCAGGACCUCUUCUCUCCACACUUCCGCUGGACCACCAUCCUGCUAUGGUUUAUCUGGUUCUCUAAUGCCUUCUCAUAUUAUGGCCUGGUCCUGCUGACCACAGAACUGUUCCAAGCAGGAGAUGCUUGUGGAGUGUCCAAGGGUACCAAGAUGGAGCCCAGAUGUAGUCUGGAGUGUAAGUACCUGACGUUCUACGACUACAAGGACCUGCUGUGGACCACCCUGUCAGAAUUCCCAGGAUUGCUGGUAACCCUGUGGGCGAUCGAUCGGCUCGGGAGGAAGAAAACCAUGGCUCUCUGCUUCCUGGUGUUCUCCCUGUGCAUACUACCCCUGUACGCCUGCGUGGGACGGAUGUCCCUUAUGGUCUUGAUAUUCAUCGCCAGAGCGUUCAUCGCUGGAGGAUUUCAGGCAGCGUAUGUUUACACCCCAGAGGUGUACCCUACUGCUACCAGGGCACUAGGGCUGGGAACCAGCAGUGGAAUGGCCAGGGUUGGCGCUCUCAUCACGCCAUUUGUUGCACAGGUGAUGCUGGAGUCAUCGGUGUAUCUGACGCUCUCGGUGUACUGCUGCUGCUGCCUGUUAUCCGCUGUGGCCUCCUGCGCCCUGCCCAUCGAGACCACGGGCCGAGGUCUCCAGGAGUCCAGUCACCGGGAAUGGGGUCAGGAGAUGAUGGGGCGAGCUGCCCACAGCCCUGAGGGCAUUCCACGAUCCAGCUCCGGAUCCCAGGACUGAUUUUGGGGGGGGGGGGGAGGGGGGGAUUGCCAGAGGCUGGGUAACUCUAAAGAUCAGGUGCAGCUGGGUGAGGUUAUGUUUGAGGGAUGUAACCCUAUACCCUACUGGUGUCAGUUUGAGCGUGUACAUAGGUACUAGUAUGGCAAGGAGUAACAUCAUCUGCAGUGUGUGAGAGUCUCCCGAGUUUUCUUUUCUUUUCAAUCUUUCACCGUUGUUGCUGCCAUGAUGAGGCCAAUCCCAAACAUUGCUAAUAUUUCCUUAGUCUCCAGGUCGGAAAGGGUAGCUGAGUUUGGGAGUGCCUGAACAGAGGAGCUGGAGAGGCUAAUGUUUAACGUUAAACCAGCCAAAUUCUGAACUGGGGUGGGGGAGGUGUCCCAGAGCUGUCCAAACUGGUGCACAUAGCAUCAAAUGUGCUUCUUUUAGACACCAGUAACUAUCAAAACAGGUAAAGUUUAAAAAAAGUGUAUAUACAUAAAUAUAUAUUAAAAAAGCGGUCUUCUCUGGCCAAUCUGCAUCAGCAUGAUGAUGUCAUCAGCACCACCAGGGGCCUCCAUUUUCUCAGUGUCUGUGCAAAGUGUAGCGUGAGCAGAUUUAGUGUAAUGCCGGAAAGAGACCUGUCCAGAGGAACUGAAGCUGCUUCGCUGACUGAAAACUGUCUUUUCCCCGCAGACAUUACACUUUGAGACUUUCAGGUGUGUUGCUUCAGAUAAGGACGACGGCCAUAGUCCAUGUGAGACACCUUUUUUCAACAGUUAUUGGAUUUUAUUGCCCUAUUUUUAAUUCCCCGUAAUCGUCACCCUCACAGCGUUGUUUUACAGCUCAGCUUCACGUCAUAAACCAGAGCCAACUGUGCACUGCCGUCCAACCCGGGGCAGUUAAUGUUCUUCACUUGUUUUAUUUCUUUGAGCAUUUGUUGAGGGAAUAAGGACUUAAGCACGCCUCUGUACUUCCUUCAUGCCGGCCUUUGCGAUUUAGUGCCACACAACUGUCUGCACACUGAUUCUUGCCACUACACUGGCUGUAUAUGUGUAAAAUACAUCAAUAAAUUCUGUUUUAAAAA